Prosopis cineraria is the source of this 2019-nucleotide messenger RNA. Its product is annotated as cationic amino acid transporter 5-like. Bases 102 to 1889 code for a protein of 595 amino acids. Gene Ontology annotation, cellular component: plasma membrane. The transcript has 3 exons. The record is from RefSeq and is a predicted model, not a curated record. Gene Ontology annotation, biological process: transmembrane transport; amino acid transport. Gene Ontology annotation, molecular function: L-lysine transmembrane transporter activity; L-glutamate transmembrane transporter activity. NCBI's taxonomy places the organism in Eukaryota, Viridiplantae, Streptophyta, Magnoliopsida, Fabales, Fabaceae.
GUUAUUAUUAUAGCCCGACCCGCCGUACAGCUUUAACAUUGCAGGCUACUCAACAUCUUUCACCGAGUAAUCACAACCACUUCACGAUCACUAAUAUAACAAUGGCUUCCAAUUCCAUGGAGGAUCCUCCUUCUUCACAGUCUCAGAGAAGCUACUGGAGAAGAUGGAGCAAGCAAGAUUUCCUACCGGAGCAAUCCUUCCAGAGCUGGGCCACCUACAAAACGGCACUUUCUCAGACGUCGAUGAGGUUCAAGGAUCGUUUGCUGAGCAGAUCCGACGACGCCACCGAGACUGAUGAGAUCAGAAAGGAGAGCGAGAACGACAUGAAACGCUGCCUCAACUGGUGGGAUCUCAUCUGGUUUGGCUUCGGCUCCGUUAUCGGCGCCGGAAUCUUCGUCCUUACCGGUCAAGAAGCUCACGAAGACGCCGGACCCGCCAUUGUCUUGUCCUAUGUCGCUUCCGGGAUCUCCGCCAUGCUCUCCGUUUUCUGCUACACUGAAUUUGCCGUGGAAAUCCCCGUUGCAGGUGGGUCAUUUGCGUAUCUGAGAGUGGAACUUGGAGAUUUUGCAGCAUUCAUAGCAGCAGGAAACAUUCUGCUUGAAAGCAUAGUGGGAAGUGCUGCUGUAGCCAGAGGUUGGACUUCCUACUUCACUACUCUCUUAAAUCGUCCCUCUAAUUCACUUCGUAUCACAACAAACCUCAAACCUGGCUACAACUUACUAGACCCCGUAGCUGUUGGAGUCCUAGUUGUUGCAGCCACAGUCGCCAUGAUCAGCACCAGGAAAACCUCGUACCUUAACUGGAUUGCCUCAGCGAUCAACAACAUUGUCAUCCUCUUCAUCAUAAUCCUAGGUUUCCUCCACGCCAAUACCUCAAACUUGUCCCCUUUCUUGCCUCACGGGGUGAAAGGGGUUUUCAGAGCAGCUGCUAUUGUGUAUUUUGCAUAUGGUGGGUUUGAUAAUAUUGCCACCAUGGCUGAAGAGACCAAGAAACCUUCAAGGGAUAUACCCAUUGGCUUACUUGGUUCAAUGUCUUUGAUCACUGUCAUUUACUGUUUGAUGGCACUUUCAUUGAGUAUGAUGCAGAAGUACACACAGUUAGACGAAAACGCAGCGUUUUCUGUGGCUUUUGGAAGUUUGGGACUGAAAUGGGCAAAGUAUGUGGUGGCUUUUGGAGCUUUGAAGGGCAUGACCACUGUGCUUUUGGUAGGAACCUUAGGACAGGGACGAUAUAUCACUCAUAUUGCACGUGCCCAUAUGAUUCCACCUUGGUUCGCUCUUGUACAUCCCAAGACAGGAACCCCAAUAAAUGCUACACUUUUGAUCACCAUUUCAGCUGGUUGCAUUGCAUUUUUCUCGAGCUUGGAUGUAUUAUCAAGCUUGUUGUCAAUAAGCACUUUGUUUAUCUUCAUGAUGAUGGCUGUGGCUCUUCUUGUGAGGAGAUACUAUGCCAAAGGAGUCACACCAACUCACAACCUGUUAAAGUUAGUCAUCUUCUUGCUUCUCAUUGUUGCUACUUCAAUGGCUACUUCAGCCUAUUGGGGUUUGAGCAAUGGUUGGGUGGGAUACACCAUAACUGUUCCUUUAUGGUUCUUGGCGACUUUAGGACUGUCCUUAUUGCUGACUCAGCAAAGGGCACCUAGGGUUUGGGGUGUACCUCUUGUUCCAUGGUUACCUUCUUUGUCUAUUGCAACAAAUAUAUUUCUGAUGGGGUCUUUACCCUCAGGAGCAUUUAUAAGGUUUGGGAUUUGCACUGCUGUAAUGUUGAUCUACUAUGUUUUCUUCGGCCUUCAUGCCACUUAUGAUAUGGCUCAUCAUCAACAAGAAGACAAGAAGAUGAUUCGGUCCAUGAAAACAAACAAAGAGAGCUUAGAGAAUGGAGAGCCUUAGUUGUAAAUUAGACCAUACUGUGUCCUUUAAUUUUCAGUACCACUGAUGAAUCUUCUGUAAUACAUUAAUUUCCACAACAAAUACUUUAUACUUGUAUGAAAUUCUACGCUCUGCAGCUUUUUUUGUUUUU